Messenger RNA from Penicillium samsonianum, 1311 nucleotides. RefSeq names its product FAD-dependent oxidoreductase. The record is from RefSeq and is a predicted model, not a curated record. The transcript has 2 exons. The coding region runs from base 1 to 1311 and encodes 436 amino acids. Lineage: Eukaryota; Fungi; Ascomycota; Eurotiomycetes; Eurotiales; Aspergillaceae.
AUGUCAGUCCCAUCAAUCUACGAUGUUAUAGUUGUCGGCGGAGGAGCCGCUGGCAUUGGUGCAGCAAUUGGGGCGAGACAAGCGAAUCCUCGAGCACGGAUUUUACUUGUUGAGUCCGAGGCUUGUUUAGGAGGAGCGGCUACACAUCGAGGAGUAGUCACGUAUUGUGGCCUCUUUACUUUGGAGAAGCACCCUCGGGUUGCGAUCGGGCAGAUAUGGUCAGAUCUGCGACGGAGACUUCUUGAUAUCCAGGGUACUGCUGAGACCCCGGUUCGCCAUCGAGGAAUCUUCCAGGUCAUUGACCCUGAAUGUCUGAAAGUGGUCUUGGACGAUUUGAUCACCGAGCAUAACAUCGAAGUGUUGCUCCAUGCGAAUGUAGUCGGGGCCCAUCGCUCAACACGGAGCUCAAUCAGCUCUAUAGAGAUACAGGACCGGAGAGGCGCCCACCUAGUGCAAGGCCGUGCAUUUGUGGACUGCUCGGGGGAUGGUGAUCUGGCUUACCACGGAGGCGCAUCAACCCGGCUUGGAAACCAUGGCAAUGUCAAUUUAGGGUCUUUAGCCAUUCGAUUUGGUGGAGUGGCAGCGGGCACAAAACCAACGGCAGCCAUUUGGCGCCAGGCUCUCAUCAAUGCCAAGAACGACCCCAACGGCCCGGGAGCGACACUAAAAAAGGUCGACUCUGUCUUGAUUCAACUUCCUCAAUCAGGGCAUUUUGUUUGCUUCCUACCGACUGCUUCCUACGAUCCGACUGAAGCAGCAAGCAUCACCCAGGCCGAAAUAUCGGCAAGAAAACAAGCACAGCAGUACUUGAGUAUUCUGCGAGGAAUUCCGGGUCAUGAGAAUAUGCAUAUCGUCUCGACUGGGCCCAACUUCGGCACUCGAGAAAGUCGUCACGUCAAUGCAGUGUACCAAUUAACGGAGAACGACAUCAUGACCAGCGCCCAGUUCCCAGAUGUUAUCGGUCUAGGUGCUUGGGCGUCUGAGUUCCAUGACGAAAAAGACCCGAACUGGGCGAGUACAUUCAGAUAUACGCCCGGUGGAUGCUUCGAGAUCCCAUUGCGCUGUCUCCAGAGCUCAGAUACCAACAAUUUACUUGUUGCUGGCAGAUGUGUAGACGGUGAUCAGUAUGCUUCAGGUGCUAUUAGGGUCAUGGGUACUGCCCUAGCAACAGGGCAGGCCGCAGGGGUGGCUGCUAGUCUUCUCGCGGACAAGGGGGAUGACUGGACAGUUUCAGACGUUCAAGAGUGUCUCAAAGCAAACGGCGCGUUUCUAGAUCCCUCUGCGCUCCCCGAUGCACCUCCAAUUUCGUGA